Molecule: messenger RNA, 1420 nt
Organism: Andrographis paniculata
Lineage: Eukaryota; Viridiplantae; Streptophyta; Magnoliopsida; Lamiales; Acanthaceae
Product: OVARIAN TUMOR DOMAIN-containing deubiquitinating enzyme 4
Exons: 6
Coding region: 208-1215 (335 amino acids)
Biological process (GO): endoplasmic reticulum unfolded protein response; protein deubiquitination
Cellular component (GO): cytosol; nucleus
Molecular function (GO): cysteine-type deubiquitinase activity
Source: RefSeq, a predicted model, not a curated record
UUUGGAAGUUUGGGAUAGCUUCCGACCUCUCUGGAAGCACGGUUGAUGGUGAAGCUUGUGCGAGGGGUCUUCAAGGACGAUGCUGAAUAUUCCGAAGCAGAAACCCGAAAUCCAUUUUGAUUUCCAGUUCAAUCACUCUUUCUUUCUUCAGGCACCAAAGAUUCUGCGGUUCUUUUUGCUGGAUUGUUGUUCUAAUGUCAUGCCAAAAUGACAGUCUGUACUCCCAUCACUACAUGCUCCAAAAAUGUGGUCUGCUUAAUUAAAAAUGUCCAAAGACAGAUGGUUAUUCAUGUUUCCGAUGCCUUUGUUCUGUCGCCGUAUAAUUGCUGCGCGUAUGGCAAGCAUUCGAGAUUGCAUUAUGCUACCAUCUGCCCAUCUUCUCGUUUGUCUAUAAAUGGAUUUCAGGCAUUUCAGAGUAAUUGUUUCAGAUUCGUAGGUGGAGGUGAACAUAGCAAAAGUUGCAAUUCGUUGUCAUUUAAAAGUUUAGUUAAUCGUAAACGGCGUCGGAGGACUCACAUUAAUGUUUCAACUGGAUGGGAGAACAUGAAUUUGAGACUUUUGAUGCCUAAACAAACAAAUACAUCCAAAUUUAGGUGUAGUGUUGGACCCUUCUUUUGGCAGCAACAGCGUAGUGUAUCUGCAGGGCUUUUUCUAGGAUUGUUGGUUUGUUUUUGUACUCCUCAACCUUCAUAUGCUGAAGUAUUUGAUGGAGACGAAAGGAAGGAAGGAUGUUGCGAGGCUUCUGCUAAGAAGGAAGUUUUGACAGACUACUCGGUGAUUGGCAUACCUGGAGAUGGAAGAUGCUUGUUUCGCUCUGUUGCCCAUGGAGCCUGUGUACGAGCAGGAAAGCCUCCUCCGAGUGAGACAAACCAAAGGGAACUGGCAGAUGAAUUGCGUUCUAUGGUGGCUGAUGAAUUCAUCAAGAGACGGAAAGAAACCGAAUGGUUCAUUGAAGGGGAUUUUGACACAUACGUUUCACAAAUGAGGAAGCCGCAUAUAUGGGGAGGCGAACCGGAGUUACUGAUGGCUUCUCAUGUCCUCCAGAUGCCGAUUACAGUGUACAUGCACGACAAAGAUUCUGGCGGCCUGAUCUCCAUUGCUGAGUACGGGCAGGAGUACGGUAAGGACAAUCCUAUAUUAGUCCUCUAUCACGGCUACGGUCACUACGAUGCGCUGCAUGUUCCUGGUAAGGGUGGGACACGGCCGAGGCUGUGACAUUCCGGCCGGAAUGGCUGUGAUCUAAUUUUACUAGUUAGUACACAGCAGAUGACUUCUAGCAGACUUUGAAGUAUACAAAAUAUACAUUGAUUUGUUGUACCUUUUCCAUUUGUAAUAGUUGUUGUCUUAGCUGAUAAAUUCUUUCUAAUAUACAGCGCCUAUGCGUUUCUUGUUUAUAUAUAAAUAUAUAUUUAUUUAUUUA